AUGACUUCACAAGCUCGGAACCCAGAGACCAGAUUGCUCAAGAUUCAAAAGACGGUUCCAGCGGAGCAGACUCUGCUUUUGUCGAAUGCUCACGCUUCCAAAGGAGAGUUUGUUACCAGUAUCGUGGCCGGAGCAGUAGGAGAAGUUGUUGAUCGUGUCACGGAGGGAACGGGCCUUGAGGCUGGCGAUGAGGUUGUGGCAUGUUUGACCCAAGAACAGCUGGAAGAAGUCAGCAGUGGAGCCAAUGUUCGCAUCGCCUCUUACGCAGUGUGCCGGAAGCCAAGUAACAUCUCUGCAAGCCAGUGCGCUGACCUAGUCACUCAAUUUCUGGCGUCGGCAGUGUUACUGGACCAAGCUAAGGUCUUUUCAGCUCAGCACCUUGACAGCAGACCUGGAGACUCGGCCCUCAACCCGAACAAUGUAGCUCUAAUGAUGGAGGAGUCCAAGACGAAUGUCGUUGUGAUCCAGCUGCUCUGCCAUCUGUUCCCAGGAGUGGACGUCUUCUGCCAUCACAAAUCCGAGGCUUCACCAGAGGACUAUGCUCAGGCACUGUAUUUCAUGCUUCCGCUGGAGAGCGGUGCCAGGGCCUCGGCACAUUACCCGCCAAACUCGAAGCAUGAUCUGGCAGGAUACUUUCGCGCGAACGCCGAGCAUUACACUAAGUCAAGUAAUAUCGGGCUCGCUGUUGAUACAGCUGGAAUGAUAGAUAUCAAGCCAGAGGUACGAGAGAUGAUCCAAGGCCAUCUGAAGUGUUACCGGGAGCCUGAGAGCCAUGAGAGGGACCCGUCGAAGCUGCUCGUGACGGGAGAAAUAUUGAAGAGAUUCCCUUCGUUGGUAGAAAGUGAGGUGAUCCGACCAGUUGCGUUGAACAACGAUAUCGAGUCGUACUAG
Molecule: messenger RNA, 891 nt
Organism: Fulvia fulva
Lineage: Eukaryota; Fungi; Ascomycota; Dothideomycetes; Mycosphaerellales; Mycosphaerellaceae
Exons: 1
Coding region: 1-891 (296 amino acids)
Source: RefSeq, a predicted model, not a curated record